AUGAGGUUUGGGCAUAUGUUGGUCGACAAGCCCUACGGUCUCACUACCGGCGUUAACAUAAUCCGCCAUAGAAUUUACCCGUUCCGGGAAGGAGAGAAGAGGUGGUUACCGCUGAUGAGCAUGAUACUUCCGGUGAGCAUCCGGUGCACCACUUGUGCCAAUCACAUGCCCCAAGGCACCACUUUGACCUAUGUAAGACGCCGCGCCCUCUCCAAGACUUCUUUGGGAGCUCCAAUAGUUACAUUUUUCUUCAAUUGUACCAAAUGCCGGGCAAAUAUCCAGAUGAAGGAAGACCCAGAGAAUUCAGGCCAUGUUGUUGAGGAUGGUGCUGCAGAAAUUUUUGAACAUGAGAAAUCAGAACACCUUGGAAAGAUUGGUGAUGAAGAUGGUUUGGAUCAUGAAACAUCUUACUCUAAUUUGAAGAAAUCAGGGCAUCGUCGAAAGAUUCGUGAUGGAGGUGGUUUAGAUUAUGAAGCGUCUGACUCUGAUUUGAAGAGACAAAAGCUUAUGAUUGGGCUUCCUAGCAACCCAACAGACGUGUUCACUAUUUCGGAUAGCUCAAGCACUGAGCAUCUUUGCUAG
Rosa rugosa (rugosa rose) is the source of this 582-nucleotide messenger RNA. RefSeq lists its product as uncharacterized. The record is from RefSeq and is a predicted model, not a curated record. NCBI's taxonomy places the organism in Eukaryota, Viridiplantae, Streptophyta, Magnoliopsida, Rosales, Rosaceae. Bases 1 to 582 code for a protein of 193 amino acids. Gene Ontology annotation, cellular component: U2-type catalytic step 1 spliceosome. The transcript has a single exon. Gene Ontology annotation, biological process: mRNA splicing, via spliceosome.